Asparagus officinalis (garden asparagus) is the source of this 1090-nucleotide messenger RNA. RefSeq names its product probable protein phosphatase 2C 58. Gene Ontology annotation, biological process: protein dephosphorylation. The transcript is spliced from 4 exons. Bases 248 to 961 code for a protein of 237 amino acids. The record is from RefSeq and is a predicted model, not a curated record. NCBI's taxonomy places the organism in Eukaryota, Viridiplantae, Streptophyta, Magnoliopsida, Asparagales, Asparagaceae. Gene Ontology annotation, molecular function: protein serine/threonine phosphatase activity. Gene Ontology annotation, cellular component: nucleus; cytosol.
AUGGAGGUGUGGUCUUCUCUGCUUGUUAUUUUCAACUAUCUUUUUGUAGUUUAGUUCGCAUAUGUUUAUUACUUAGCGUAGUUAUUUUGAAAUCUAUUCUACAAUCUAAUCGGAGUUAAUUUCAUUUUAGGUAAUAAUAAGCUCUCAAGAUCCUGAAGUAUGUGAUACAGGCAAAGGCAAAAGCAAGGCAUCAAGUAGGAAGGUCACAUAUGGCUUUCAUUUGGUUGAGGGUAAACUAAACCAUGCCAUGGAAGAUUAUCAUGUUGCUCAAUUCAAGGAGGUCGAUGAUCGCGAGGUCGGAUUAUUCGCCAUAUUUGACGGCCAUUCUGGAAAUGACGUUGCAAGUUAUCUCCGCAACAAUCUUUUCGACAACAUUCUAAAUGAACCAGGUUUCUGGACUGAGACUGAGACUGCAAUAAGACGAGCAUAUCAGAGAACUGACAAGAAGAUACUGAAGAGGAAAAGAAGAGAUGUUCGAAAGAGGGGAGGGUCGACUUCAGUCACUGUUAUACUGAUCAACGGAGAGAAGCUGGUCGUUGGGAAUGUUGGAGAUUCCCGUGCAGUGAUUAGCGAGGGAGGUGUGGCUCGUCAGUUGUCGGUAGAUCAUGAGCCGAUGAAGGAGCGACGCGCGAUAGAGAAGAGAGGAGGCUUCGUUACCAAUGUAAAAGGUAAUGUACCAAGAGUUGAUGGGCAAUUAGCAAUGUCAAGGGCUUUUGGUGAUAGUACAUUGAAAGAACACAUAAGUUCAGAUCCAGAUGUUAUUGUGGAGAUGAUAGAGAGUGAAGCAGGGUUCAUCAUUUUGGCAAGUGAUGGUUUGUGGAAGGUUAUGUCGAAUCAAGAGGCAGUGAAUACUAUUAAGCAUAUAAAUGAUCCUCAAGAGGCGGCGGCGGAGCUCAUUGAGGAAGCUGUUAACAGGAAAAGUAAGGAUGAUAUCUCCUGUAUUGUUGUGCGCUUGCUUUGAGAUAUAUAUAGUAUUUCUUUAUAAUGCCUUUAGAACUUAUUUAGAUAUGACAAUUUUUUGAUCUUUACUUAUGUAUCGUUUAAUUUUGGUUUUAUGUGAUCAUAAUACUUUGAAGGAGGCUAUGUUUUU